Molecule: messenger RNA, 2394 nt
Organism: Anneissia japonica
Lineage: Eukaryota; Metazoa; Echinodermata; Crinoidea; Comatulida; Comatulidae
Product: general transcription factor IIF subunit 1-like
Exons: 12
Coding region: 48-1622 (524 amino acids)
Biological process (GO): transcription initiation at RNA polymerase II promoter; positive regulation of transcription elongation by RNA polymerase II
Cellular component (GO): nucleus; transcription factor TFIIF complex
Molecular function (GO): RNA polymerase II general transcription initiation factor activity; TFIIF-class transcription factor complex binding; DNA binding
Source: RefSeq, a predicted model, not a curated record
UUUUCAUGGUAUUAAUAUUGCAAUAGGCAAAUGCAGCCAAGCCGGGUAUGUCAAGACCAAAUUCUUCAGUACCUGCCCAGCAAGAUUUUAAGGAGUAUGUUGUCCGUGUGCAAAGAAAUGCUGAUAAGGAGUACAGUGUAAUGAAGUUUAAUGCAGGUGAUAAUGUAGACUUCACCAAGUGGAAAAAGGGCACCAUGGUACGGGAGGAUAACCUUACUGCUUUCAAGGAGCAAGACAGCAUGCCAAAAUUUGGUGAAGGCAGUGAGUAUGGCAGAGAAAGAAGGGAAGAGGCAAGGAAAAAGAAGUAUGGAAUAGUAACAAAGAAAUACAAAGAAGAGGACCAACCUUGGAUACUUAAACAGCAGGAAAAAGGAGGAAAAAAGUAUAAGGGCAGGAAGGAAGGGGGUAUAAAUGAUAAUGCAAGUCACUAUAUCUUCACACAAAUGGCAGAUGGAUCUUUCUGUGCCUCGCCUGUUAAGUCUUGGUAUAAAUUUACUCCCAUGGUGCAAUAUAAAUAUCUUAAUGAUGAGGAGGCUGAAGAGGAAUUUGGAAGGAGGGACAAGACGUUAAAUUUCUUUUCAGUUAUGGUAAAGAGACGUUUAAAAGACGAAGCUUCGUUAGAGGUGGAAAAAAGUGAAGAAAAACCUAAAGCACCAAGAAAAAAAGAUUCCUUGCAAAUAACUGAAGAUGAUGAGUACAUUGGGUUUUUAUCUGAUGAUGAAUCCGAUGAUGAUUCUGAUGAUCCAGAAGCAAGAGAAGCUAGAGAAAAGAAAGCUAAAAAGAAAGCAAAAAACUCAAAGAAACGAAGUAGAGUAAAGAAGAAGGAUUGGGGAGAGGAAGCCGGGGAAGAAAGUGAUGUAGAUGAUUAUGAUGACCAAGAAAAAGAUUAUCUGUCGGAAAAAUCUAGUGAUGAAGAAGAAACAGUUGAAUACAGGAAAGACGAAGAGCGAGGUCUGGAUGAAGAAAUAGAGGAGAUUAAUUUAUCGAGUGAUGAAGAGGUAGAAGAAGUAAAAGAACCAGAUAUUGAGGAAUCAGAAAAUAGAGAAAAAGAUGAAAAAAAUAAAGAAGAUGGAAGCAGUGCAAGCGGGUCUGAUUCAGAUGAUAGCGAUAUUGAUGACUCAAAGAUCCAAUCAGCAGUGUUCAUGCAGAAUAAAAACCCAAGUCAGACUAAAAAAAUUAGUGGGAAGUCUUCAAAAAGUUCAAGUCGUAACAGUAGCCGGCCAGGCACACCCUUUACUGGAGAUAAUAGCACCACAGCAACUUUGUCAGGGGUUGUGGGUCGACUACAGGAAAAAGGUUUGUCAAGUAAAAGGCAAGGUGAUGGUGGAUCAUCGUCUUCAUCUUCACAUACACCUGGGCCCCCUGCCAAGAAAUCACGCACUGAGAGCCCAACGCCAUUCAAAGGUCAACCAGGUGAGGUCCGCAUCACAGAGGAUGUUGUAAGAAGGUACUUGAUGAGGAAACCCAUGACAACGAAGGACCUUCUGCACAAAUUGAACCCGAAAAGGACGGGAAUGUCGCCUGCUGAUAUUGUUGCACGUCUAACAGAAGUCAUGUCAAAGUUGAAUCUGAAGAAGGAGGUGAUUAAAGACAAAGUGUACUGGUCAAUGAAGGCUACAUGAACUCGUUUUUAAGCACUGGAGUGAUGUAAUCAUGUGAAUGCUGCCCUCUGUUGAUAGCUUGAAGCACCUCAUGUAAAUGCUGCCCUCUGUUGAUAACAUGAAGCACCUCUCAGGUGUUUUGCAAUAGCUAUGCAUAAUAGAGUUAGUCGUCACGAUUUUGUUAACUAAUUAAUUGAUGAUGGAAAUAAACCUGGAAAUAGCGCAGAUAAUUACUGCAUUGGAUGAUAAGGGCAUCAUUUUUUAUGACAAACUUAUUUUAAUUUUAUACGUUUUAACACAUUAACAGACAAGGAUGUGAUAGACAAGUACACAUCAGUGUGUUGCUAAGGGCAUCAUGAUGAGUAUGCUCGUUAAAAAAUGACCACUUUUGUAUUAUAUGUUAAUUUGCUGGCGUACCUGACCAACCACUCACUUAUCACAGUUUAGGGAAGAUACAUUUAAAAAUAAACAUCAUGUUUGUUUGUGUCUCACUAUGUUGAUGGGAAAUAUGACCAUAUGGUGCACUUUCACUCAUCAGUAAUCACAUUUUAAAGAGGAUUAAAACAUGAAGUAAACAAUAGAACUGCAAUGAAAUAUGUGGUUAAACUUUUUGGAAGAAUAUGUGUUAUUCUGAAAUAGAUAAAUAUAAUUCAGAAUGAGCAUUAAGUAUUAUUUGGUGUUAGCAAAAAAUAAAUUGCCCAAUGCCAGACGCUAGUUUUCUCGUCCAUAGUAUUUUCCUUCUGUGUAAUUAAAAUUUAAAAAUGGUUCAUGAAUAGAUAAAAUUUGACAAUCA